This is a messenger RNA of Erinaceus europaeus (western European hedgehog), 1329 nucleotides long. It is a transcript of the gene TGFB1, whose product is annotated as transforming growth factor beta 1. The transcript is spliced from 7 exons. Gene Ontology annotation, biological process: regulation of cell population proliferation; transforming growth factor beta receptor signaling pathway; SMAD protein signal transduction. NCBI's taxonomy places the organism in Eukaryota, Metazoa, Chordata, Mammalia, Eulipotyphla, Erinaceidae. Bases 1 to 1176 code for a protein of 391 amino acids. Gene Ontology annotation, molecular function: growth factor activity; cytokine activity; type II transforming growth factor beta receptor binding. Gene Ontology annotation, cellular component: extracellular region. The record is from RefSeq and is a predicted model, not a curated record.
AUGCCGCCCUCGGGGCUGCGGCUGCUGCCGCUGCUGCUCCCGGUGCUGUGGCUCCUCGUGCUGACGCCCGGCCGGCCGGCCGACGGACUGUCCACCUGCAAGACUAUCGACAUGGAGCUUGUGAAGCGAAAGCGCAUCGAGGCCAUCCGUGGCCAGAUCCUGUCCAAGCUGCGGCUCGCCAGCCCCCCGAGUCAGGGGGACGUGCCCCCCGGGCCACUGCCCGAGUCCGUGCUGGCCCUUUACAACAGCACUCGCGACCGGGUGGCCGGGGAGAGAGCCGAGCCCGAACUCGAGCCUGAGACCGACUACUACGCCAAGGAGGUGACCCGCGUGCUGAUGAUGGAGACCAAAGAAGGCAUCUACAGCAAAUUCAAGCAAAGCCCGCACAGCGUGUACAUGUUCUUCAACACGUCGGAGCUCCGGGAAGCGGUGCCUCAGCCUGUGUUGUUGUCGCGGGCAGAGCUGCGCCUGCAGAGGCUCAAGCUGGGCUCUGAGCAGCAUGUGGAGCUGUACCAGAAACACAGCAACGAUUCCUGGCGCUACCUCAGCAACCAGCUGCUGGUCCCCAGUGACUCACCCGAGUGGCUGUCCUUCGAUGUCACUGCAGUGGUGAGGCAGUGGCUGAGCCAAGGAGGCAAAGUCGAAGGUUUCCGCCUCAGUGCCCACUGCUCCUGUGAGAACAAAGAUAACACACUCCAAGUGGACAUCAAUGUAGGGUUCAGUGCCAGCCGCCGGGGGGACCUGGCCACCAUCUAUGGCAUGAACCGGCCCUUCCUCCUCCUCAUGGCCACCCCACUGGAGCGGGCCCAGCAGAUGCAGAGUUCCAGGCACCGCAGAGCCCUGGACACCAGCUACUGCUUCAGCACCACGGAGAAGAACUGCUGUGUGCGGCAGCUCUACAUUGACUUCCGCAAGGACCUGGGCUGGAAGUGGAUCCACGAACCCAAGGGUUACCACGCCAACUUCUGCCUAGGGCCGUGCCCCUACAUUUGGAGUCUGGACACGCAGUACAGCAAGGUCCUGGCCCUGUACAACCAGCACAACCCGGGCGCGUCGGCGGCGCCGUGCUGCGUGCCGCAGGUGCUGGACCCUCUGCCUAUCGUGUACUUCGUGGGCCGCAAGGCCAAGGUGGAGCAGCUCUCCAACAUGAUCGUGCGCUCCUGCAAGUGCAGCUGAGGCCCCGCCCCACAGGCCCCGCCCUAUCACAGGCCCCGCCCCGGCAGGCCCGGCCCCGCCCCCAGCCCCGCCCCCACCCGCCGCUGGGGGCUUUAUUUAAAGACACCGCGCCCCUAGCCCACCUGGGGAUCCAUUAAAGGUGAAAAGACUGGA